GGUCGAGUGUGUGGAUGGGUGGAUCGGUGUUGGAUCGUAAUUUGGUGGUAUUUUAGUGUACCGGACCGGAGACUUUUAUGCGAGUUGCGUGGCGGAACGGUGCCGCGGGGUAUCCUUACGCGAGGGUGCACCCUUUUUAAGGGUUCGGCAGAAGUGAGCUGUUGGUCUGAUUGACAAAAUGACGACCGACAUCUCGGUGGUGCGCGGGGGUUGGGACCCCACGCUUCAACAAGAGAUUGUCGACGAGUACGAAUACGACGGAGGAAACUCGAGUUCGAGACUUUUCGAACGCUCACGUAUCAAGGCGCUAGCUGGUGAGCGUGAAUUAGUGCAAAAGAAGACUUUCCAGAAAUGGGUCAACUCUCACUUAGUCCGAUGUUCGUGCCGAAUCGGCGAUUUAUACGUCGAUCUGCGAGAUGGCAAGAUGUUGAUAAGGCUGUUAGAGAUCUUAUCGGGUGAACGUUUGCCACGUCCUACCAAAGGCAAGAUGCGCAUCCAUUGCCUGGAGAAUGUGGAGAAGGCGCUGCAAUUCCUGCGUGAGCAGAGGGUACAUUUGGAGAAUAUGGGAUCCCACGAUAUUGUCGACGGGAAUCCACGUCUGAGCCUGGGUCUCAUUUGGACGAUAAUCUUGCGAUUCCAGAUUCAAGAUAUUACGAUCGAAGAGACGGAUAAUCAGGAGACCAAGUCCGCCAAGGACGCAUUAUUAUUAUGGUGUCAGAUGAAGACCGCGGGUUAUCAUAAUGUAAACGUAAGAAAUUUCACGACAUCGUGGCGAGACGGUUUGGCGUUCAAUGCGAUCAUACAUAAGCACCGUCCAGAUCUGAUCCAGUUCGAAAAACUUUCCAAAUCGAACGCGAUCUAUAAUCUCAAUAAUGCCUUCAACGUUGCGGAGGACAAACUCGGUCUCACGAAACUACUGGAUGCCGAGGAUAUCUUCGUCGAUCAUCCGGACGAAAAGUCCAUCAUAACUUACGUCGUUACGUAUUAUCAUUAUUUCUCAAAGAUGAAACAGGAGACUGUGCAAGGUAAGAGAAUUGGCAAAGUGGUCGGUAUCGCAAUGGAGAACGAUCGUAUGAUACACGAAUACGAGAGCCUCACCAGCGAUUUACUGCGCUGGAUCGAGGCCACGAUAGAAGCACUUGGUGAUCGCAGGUUUGCGAAUUCCUUAGUCGGCGUCCAAUCACAACUUUCGCAAUUCUCGAAUUAUCGCACAGUAGAGAAACCACCCAAAUUUGUAGAAAAGGGUAAUCUCGAAGUAUUAUUGUUUACUCUACAAUCGAAGAUGCGCGCAAACAAUCAGAAGCCCUAUACGCCCAAAGAGGGUAAAAUGAUAUCCGAUAUCAAUAAGGCAUGGGAGAGAUUGGAGAAGGCUGAACACGAACGAGAAUUGGCUUUGCGCGAGGAAUUGAUUCGACAAGAAAAGUUGGAGCAGUUGGCAGCUAGAUUUAACCGAAAAGCUAGCAUGCGCGAGACAUGGUUGUCAGAGAAUCAGCGGUUAGUGUCGCAAGAUAACUUCGGCUUUGAUCUCGCUGCCGUAGAAGCUGCUGCAAAGAAGCACGAAGCUAUCGAGACUGACAUUUUUGCCUACGAAGAACGUGUACAAGCCGUCAUGGCGGUUUCACAAGAGCUUGAGGCGGAGAACUAUCACGACAUUGAGCGUAUCAAUGCUCGCAAGGACAACGUGCUACGAUUAUGGAACUAUCUUCUGGAAUUGCUGCGUGCUAGGCGAAUGCGGUUAGAACUUUCCUUGCAGCUACAGCAGAACUUCCAGGAGAUGUUGUACAUACUGGACAGCAUGGAGGAAAUCAAGAUGCGACUACUGACGGACGAUUACGGCAAACAUUUGAUGGGCGUGGAGGAUCUGUUGCAAAAGCACUCUCUCGUCGAAGCGGAUAUCAAUGUGCUCGGCGAGAGAGUCAAGGCUGUUGUUCAACAGAGUCAGAGAUUCCUAGAGCAUGGAGAAGGCUAUCGACCAUGCGAUCCGGCCAUUAUCGUCGAGCGCGUGCAACAAUUGGAGAACGCGUACGCCGAGUUGGUGCGGUUAGCGAUCGAGCGUCGUACCAGGCUCGAGGAAUCUCGGAAACUCUGGCAAUUCUAUUGGGAUAUGGCUGAUGAGGAGAAUUGGAUAAAGGAGAAGGAACAGAUCGUAUCCACGGGUGACAUUGGUCACGACUUGACUACCAUUAAUCUGCUGCUGUCCAAGCACAAAGCAUUGGAAAACGAGAUACAAUCACACGAACCGCAGUUGAUGUCAGUUGCAGCAGUUGGUGACGAGCUAGUUCGGCAACAACACUUUGGCUCCGAUCGUAUUCAGGAGAGACUUCAGGAAAUUCUCGCUAUGUGGAAUCAUUUGUUGGAUCUGGCGGCUUUCAGGAGAAAGCGACUUGUAGAAGCUGUCGACUAUCACCAACUUUUCGCAGACGCGGACGACAUUGACAUCUGGAUGUUGGAUACUUUGCGACUCGUUUCGUCAGAGGAUGUCGGCAGAGACGAGGCAAAUGUGCAAUCGUUGUUGAAGAAACACAAAGAUGUAACAGAUGAGCUUAAAAAUUAUGCCACUACUAUCGAUCAACUUCAUCAGCAGGCAUCAACGUUGGGUGAACAGGACGCAAAAUCGCCAGAAGUCCUAGAAAGACUGACUUCAAUAGAUAACAGGUACAAAGAACUCCUCGAGUUAGCCAAGUUGCGUAAGCAGAGACUGCUAGACGCUCUGUCAUUGUACAAGGUAUUCAGCGAGACCGACGGAGUCGAACAAUGGAUCGGCGAAAAGAAUAGAAUGCUGGAUACGAUGGUGCCUGCCAAGGAUAUUGAAGAUGUUGAGAUUAUGAAACAUCGCUAUAACGGCUUUGAAAAAGAAAUGAAUGCAAAUGCAUCCCGCGUCGCCGUGGUUAAUCAAUUGGCCAGACAAUUACUGCAUGUCGAACAUCCGAACUCGGAACAGAUAAUCGCGCGACAAAACGAACUGAACCAGAAGUGGGCCGAGCUGCGCGAGAAGGCGGAGGGCAAACGCGAGGAAUUGAACUCUGCACAUGGUGUGCAGACGUUCCAUAUCGAGUGUCGCGAGACUGUGUCCUGGAUCGAAGACAAAAAACGAAUUCUGCAGCAGACCGAUAGUUUGGAAAUGGAUUUGACUGGCGUAAUGACGUUGCAACGUAGACUGAGCGGUAUGGAGCGCGAUUUGGCGGCUAUUCAAGCCAAAUUAGACGCCUUGGAGAAGGAGGCGGAAGUCAUACAGAAGGAACAUCCGGAGGAGGCUGCGGUGAUACGCGAGAGAAUUGCGCAGAUUCAUCUGAUUUGGGAACAGCUGACGCAAAUGUUGAAAGAGCGCGAUGCCAAGCUCGAGGAGGCAGGAGAUUUGCACCGGUUCUUACGCGACCUCGAUCAUUUCCAGGCGUGGCUCACGAAAACGCAGACCGACGUUGCCAGCGAGGAUACGCCGACCAGUCUUGCCGAUGCCGAGAAACUGCUUACACAGCAUCAGAACAUUAAGGAAGAGAUUGACAAUUACACUGAUGACUACCAAAAGAUGAUGGAAUAUGGCGAGCGAUUAACGACAGAGGCUGGUGAUGGUGACACGCAGUACAUGUUCCUGCGUGAGAGACUAAACGCGUUGAAGAUGGGCUGGGAGGAAUUGCAUCAGAUGUGGGUGAAUCGUCAGAACUUACUAUCCAACUCCUUGAAUUUACAAGUAUUCGAUCGAGAUGCGCGUCAAGCAGAGGUACUCUUAUCACAACAGGAACACAUUCUUGCCAAGGAUGAAACGCCGGCAAAUUUCGAACAAGCGGAACAUAUGAUUAAACGACACGAGGCUUUUAUGACUACCAUGGAUGCCAACGAUGAGAAAAUCAACUCGGUUGUACAGUUUGCCGGACGUUUGGUCGAUGAAGGACACUUUGCGGCCGAUAAGGUGAAGAAGAAGGCCGAAAACAUCAACGAGCGUCGACGAAUUAAUCGCGAGAAGGCGAAUCUACUUAUGGAGAAACUCAAGGAUCAGCUUCAGUUACAGAUGUUCCUACAAGAUUGUGAGGAACUCGGUGAAUGGGUACAGGAGAAACAUAUCACUGCUCAAGACGAAACAUACAGAAGCGCGAAGACUAUUCAUAGCAAGUGGACUCGUCACCAAGCGUUCGAAGCGGAAAUCGCCAGCAACAAAGAUCGCUUGCAGCAAUUGCAGCAAGCCGCGGACGAAUUGAUUCAACAAAAACCGGAUCUAGCGGAGAUUAUUAAACCGAAGGUCGCCGAAUUGGCGGAACAAUUUGUCGAGCUGGAGACCACAACUCACGAUAAGGGUGAACGAUUGUUCGAUUCGAAUCGCGAGGUCUUGAUACAUCAGACCUGUGAUGAUAUCGAUUCGUGGAUGAACGAAUUAGAAAAGCAGAUAGAGAGUACCGACACCGGUUCUGACCUAGCGUCCGUGAAUAUAUUGAUGCAGAAGCAACAGAUGAUCGAGACUCAAAUGGCGGUGAAAGCGAAACAGGUUACUGAAUUGGACAAACAGGCGGAACAUUUGCAACGUACAGUACCCGAUGACAAAAUGGAGGAGAUUAAGUGCAAAAAGGAGAAAGUCGCCCAGAGAUUCGCUCAGCUCAAGGCACCGCUCAUCGAUCGUCAACGACAUCUCGAGAAGAAGAAAGAGGCCUUCCAAUUCCGACGCGACGUCGAGGAUGAGAAGCUGUGGAUCGCAGAGAAGAUGCCGCAAGCAACUAGCACUGAGUACGGAACUUCAUUGUUUAACGUUCACAUGUUAAAGAAGAAGAAUCAGUCAUUGCGCACGGAAAUUGAAAAUCACGAACCCAGAAUCAAUUUGGUAUGUAAUAACGGGCAGAAGCUGAUUGAUGAAGGACACGAAGACAGUCCCGAGUUCCAGAAACUAAUAUCCGAAUUGACGGAGAAGUGGCGCGAGUUGAAAGAUGCGGUCGAUGAUAGAAAUAAGCAUCUGUUGCAGAACGAGAAGGCGCAGCAGUACUUCUUCGAUGCCACUGAGGCUGAGUCGUGGAUGAGCGAGCAAGAGCUGUACAUGAUGGUCGAAGAUCGUGGUAAGGAUGAAAUCUCUGCCCAAAAUUUGAUGAAGAAGCAUGAAUCGCUUGAACAUGCGGUUGAAGAUUACGCGGAGACGAUUCGCCAACUAGGCGAGACCGCUAGGCAAUUAAUAAAUGAUCAACACCCGUUGGCUGAUCAGAUCGCCGUGAAACAAUCGCAGGUAGACAAACUGUACGCCGGUUUGAAAGAUCUGGCUGGUGAACGACGAGCCAAACUGGAUGAGGCACUCCAGUUGUUCAUGCUAAAUCGAGAAGUCGAUGAUCUCGAACAAUGGAUCCAGGAGAGAGAACUGGUCGCUGGUAGUCACGAGUUGGGUCAGGAUUACGACCAUGUGACGCUAUUGUGGGAGAGAUUCAAGGAGUUUGCGCGCGAUACAGAAGCAAUUGGUUCCGAGCGAGUGGAGGCUGUCAAUGGCAUUGCAGAUUCUCUUAUCGCCACCGGACAUUCCGAUGCAGCAACGAUCGCUGAAUGGAAGGAUGGUUUGAACGAAGUUUGGCAAGACCUGCUGGAACUGAUCGAGACCCGCACACAGAUGCUGGUGGCCAGUCGCGAGUUGCACAAAUUCUUCCAUGAUUGCAAGGACGUUCUCGGCAGAAUCUUAGAGAAACAAAACGCCAUGUCCGACGAAUUGGGUCGUGAUGCCGGUUCGGUGUCCGCCCUCCAACGUAAACACGCCAACUUUAUUCAGGAUCUGUCCACGUUGCAGAAUCAAGUAUCGCAGAUCGAGGAAGAAUCCGCUAAACUGCAGGCAAGCUACGCAGGCGACAAAGCGCGUGAGAUUACAAAUCGUGAGGCCGAGGUCGUAGCAGCAUGGAACAAUUUGCAAUCGUUAUGCGAAGGCAGACGAGCUAAAUUGGAAGAUACCGGCGAUCUCUUCCGAUUCUUCAAUAUGGUCAGAACUCUGAUGAUCUGGAUGGAUGACGUUGUGCGCCAGAUGAACACAUCUGAAAAACCGCGUGACGUCGCCGGCGUUGAAUUGCUGAUGAAUAAUCAUCAGAGCUUGAAGGCAGAGAUUGAUGCUAGGGAGGAUAAUCUAAUGGCGUGCAUUAAUCUCGGAAAAGAUCUCUUAGCUAGGAAUCAUUAUGCUAGCGCGCAGAUAAAGGAGAAAUUGGCGGCAUUAACGGAUCACAGAAACGCAUUGUUGCACCGAUGGGAGGAACGUUGGGAGAACUUGCAACUCAUUUUGGAAGUUUACCAAUUUGCUCGAGAUGCGGCAGUUGCUGAAGCAUGGUUAAUUGCUCAAGAGCCAUAUCUUAUGAGUCAGGAGCUUGGUCAUACUAUCGACGAAGUUGAGAAUUUAAUCAAGAAACACGAAGCUUUCGAAAAAUCGGCAGCUGCACAAGAAGAAAGGUUUAGUGCCUUGCAUCGACUUACUACUUUCGAAUUGAAAGAGUUAAAGCGACGAGAGCAAGAAAGGGAGGAAGAAGAAAGACGCAGAAAGGAGGAGGCGGCAGCGGCAGAGGCUGCACGUUUGGCCAAGGCAACACCUGUUACUAGUCCAGAUGAACCACCUAGCGAUAGAGCUGAAACUGACGGGGCAACAAGUGGAGAACGUGGAGAAGAUGAAGGACACGCGGCACAUCGCAAGGCUUCUACACGUACACCACAGCCUCAAGAUAAACCCAAGGAAGUGCAUGCACAAAGACCUAGACAGUUGUCUUUCCGGGAAGGAGAUGGGACUCAACCUGUCACGCCAACAUCUGUGAAAACUCCACCGCAUAGUACUCGCACGCCAACAACUCCGAAAGGAAGUGGUUCCGAGGCUGCAAGGCGUAAGGAACGAAGCCGCAGCAAGUCACCGUUCAGGAGCUUCCGCUGGAGAAAGUCCGCCAAGUCGCCAAGUUUAGAUCGCAGUGGCGUGAGUGAUGAUGAGCACAGUAUUCCUGAGCCACGAAGUCCAAGCGACGACGAAUUCGAAGGACCGUUACAGCGGAAGCACGAGUGGGAAAGUACGACGAAGAAGGCAUCCAAUCGCUCCUGGGACAAAGUAUACAUGGUCGUACGCGGGCAGAGCUUAUUUGUAUAUAAAGAUCAGAAGUCGUACAAAGCUUCGCCCGAUCAAUCGUACAAAGGAGAAGCUCCUCUUGAUCUAAGAGGCGCGACUAUUACUGUAGCGAGUGAUUACACUAAGAAGAAACAUGUCUUCCGAGUCAAGUCGCAAAGCGGAUCCGACUUCCUGUUCCAGGCCAAAGACGAUACCGAAAUGAACGACUGGGUAUCCGCAUUAAAUCAAGCGGCACAAGGAACAUCAGGUGCAAGCACAUCUAGGGCUCAUACCUUGCCAGCCCCGACACAAGCCGAAACUAAGCGGCGUAGUUUCUUCACUCUCAAGAAAAACUAAACUGGAGCAGUGAAGUACGGUGUAAAGCCGCUCGUAAUGCGUCUGCACAACAUCGUGUUUAUCAGAAAUGUUUCGUCGCUCUACAUGGUUAAAGCAACGCUAAUAUAAAAUUAGAAGACAUGGCCACGGUGUAAUGAAAUGAAUUGAAGGACGGAUUGAACGCGGGUCUUUGAAAACGCCUACUUUCGAAGAACGGAGAUAUUUAACGGUUAUAUGUUGAUAUUUACAAGUGUAGGCUAUUGAAAGUCUAAUUAAAUUUAGUUCUUCAAUGAAUUUUGGACACUUUGCAAUAUUGCUAGUUGAAGAACAAGCGACAUUUUUCAUGUCCCACGUUAGCGUGAUCAGACUUUUAACACCGGAUUUAAUUCUAUUACAUUUUGCGUAUAUAUUGUCACGCAUUAAGAUGCACGAUCAUUUCUUUGUCGCGGAAAUAGUGAAAUAAAUGAUGUCUUCUUUGUGGUA
Atta colombica is the source of this 7843-nucleotide messenger RNA. RefSeq names its product spectrin beta chain (gene beta-Spec). Lineage: Eukaryota; Metazoa; Arthropoda; Insecta; Hymenoptera; Formicidae. Gene Ontology annotation, molecular function: structural constituent of cytoskeleton; actin filament binding; phospholipid binding. The record is from RefSeq and is a predicted model, not a curated record. The coding region runs from base 179 to 7381 and encodes 2400 amino acids. Gene Ontology annotation, cellular component: plasma membrane; cell projection; cell junction. The transcript has 13 exons. Gene Ontology annotation, biological process: neuron development; actin cytoskeleton organization.